Molecule: messenger RNA, 3584 nt
Organism: Oncorhynchus tshawytscha (Chinook salmon)
Lineage: Eukaryota; Metazoa; Chordata; Actinopteri; Salmoniformes; Salmonidae
Product: NDC80 kinetochore complex component
Exons: 17
Coding region: 133-2055 (640 amino acids)
Biological process (GO): attachment of mitotic spindle microtubules to kinetochore
Cellular component (GO): Ndc80 complex
Source: RefSeq, a predicted model, not a curated record
CAUUGCGCUUUCCGUCGAAACUCAUGUCGUCACUAGCGUCCGUUGUGCUUAAAGUUUUUGGCGGAUUUUUUGACUCUAGCUACCUACGUAAAAGCAACAUUUUCUGAACGGAUUAUUUUACAUUUAUAGAAAAUGGAAAGAUCCAGGAUGAACCGAGCAUCCAGCAGUAGGCUCUCUGAGCUCCCUCAAAGAGUUGAAAGCAACAGAAUGAGCAUGGUUUAUGCAACACCCCAGAGCAAACAAUCCUUCGGAAAGUUGAACAUUCCUAAACCCCAGUCUGUCACAUCCGAGAGAAGAACCAGCUUUUUUGGUAGUCGGACCAGUGGGGCUGGCAUGGCUCGCAACAGCGCCUUUGGAGCCUUUGGAGGUGCAGAGAAGAUGAAGGAUCCCCGGCCCUUACACGAUAAGGCCUAUGUUCAGCAGUGCAUCAGACAGUUGUGUGAGUUUCUGUCAGAGAAGGGCUUUCCGGGUUCAAUGUCAGUCAAGUCUCUCCAGUCGCCCUCCACCAAGGAGUUCCUAAAGAUCUUUGAGUUCAUCUACUGCCUCCUGGACCCCACCUUCCAGAUGCCCACCUCCAAAGUGGAGGAAGAGGUCCCCAGGAUUCUCAAAGACUUGGGGUAUCCAUUUGUUCUCUCCAAAAGUUCCAUGUACUCUGUGGGGGCACCACAUACAUGGCCACAGGUCUUGGGGGCUGUUGUCUGGCUCAUCGAUACUGUGAAGGUCUUUUGCUGUAUGAGUGAUCAGGACCUGCUCUUUGCUGAUUUCUCUGACGGAAGCACUGAGAUUGAGGACGGGGUGGAGUUCAACAAGCUCUUUCUGGACUACACCGCUGAAACAUACAACAAGUUCAUGCAAGGAGCGGAUACGUUUGAUGAAGAGGAUGCAGAUUAUCUUGCUAAACUAAAGAGACUUUACAACGUUGACGAAGGGCUUCUCGCAUCCAUGGAGGAGAAGUACAGGAUUCUGAGUGGUGAGGUUGAACGACUGGAGAAAGAAAGUCAAACGGACCGAUUGAUGGUCAAAAGAACGGAGAAAGUCAAACUUCAGACAGACCUGCAGAAGCUGCAGAGUUAUCGCAGUAACCUGGAGUCUUUCAAAGCCAACCUGGAGAACAAAGCCUCUGGAUUGGCCGAGGAGCUGGAAGCAUCGGGACUGCAAGUGGAGACCCUAAAACAGGAGGAGUCCCGGCUCCAACACAUCUUGUCCACCCAGAAGUUCACUCCCGCAGACAUUGAGAGGAUCAACUGGGAGAAGAGGGAGCUGCAGCAGACCAUCAACAGCCUGAGCAAGAGCCUGGAGCAGGCCGAGCAGCACAUGUGGAACGAGGAGAUCGCUCUGGCCAAGGCCAAGGAGACGGCCGAAGUGAAGCUGGCCGAGUACCACAAGCUUGCCCGCAAACUGAAGCUCAUCCCUGUGUCUGCCGAGAACGCAUGCGGCCACGACUUUGAGAUCAGGACCUCCACAGAAUACGGACCGUCCACCAUGGUUCAAUGCAGAACACAGAUUCAACAACUACUGAGGAAACUGAUCACUGAUGUGGACGAGGAGUGUAGUCGACUGACAGACAUGAAACUAAGCCUGGAGGAGUCGAUAGAACAGGUGAAUUCCAAUAUUUCAGAUAAAGCGAAUGACUUGAAACAACUGAGAGAGCAAAUCCGUAGGCUCGACGAGCAGCUCGAACAAGACAUGCAGGACAUUGCCCAUGAGGAGCAGAAGUGGUCUGCUGAGAUGGAGUCUGUGGAGACCCACCGCAAGCUGCUGGAGAAGAAGGUGACCCUGGGCUAUGAUGAGUCUGUGGAGCAGCUGAAAGCUGCACAACAACAGUACCAUCUUGUCCUGCAAGAAACCAAUGAGGAGCGGCGGACUGUGGUUAACAACCUUGCCAGUGUGUUAACCACGGCUGCCAACCACCUGUCCAUUGUAGAGAAAUUCUUAGAGGAUCAACACAAGCGAGUAGACAGGGUGUACGUGGAAGCUUUCCGGGAGGACGAGGUGGACAUUCAGAAGAUGAAGGACAUUAUGGAGAGCUUCAUCGCUAAAGUAAAUAGCAUGUAGUUCCAUGCUUUACUAUAAAAGCUGACAUGAGCUCUUACACUUUACUUGGUUAUUCCAUUGGAACCAUCCCAGCGGGCAAAACAUGGUUCAGUGAUGUUGUGACAACAGAAACUAGUUGAAAUGACAUCAUUGACAACCAGUUUUGCCUGUUGGGAUGAGUGCAGCUUUUCUUCUCUUCUAAGUGACGUCUUUACUCACCACGGUGAGCAGAACAUCAGUUCCAAAGGGCCGCACCAUCUUCUGCAGUUUCCCAGGUCACUGCUCUAAAGCAUUGGGAACUUGUGAGACCAGAUGGGAAGACUGUAUUGGGUGCUGGUAGAAAACAUGUUUCAAUAGGAGUUUUACUUUGUUCAAGUACCCCUGGGUUAGAUCAUGGGUGUACUGUUAAACCCUUUUUGUAAAGUAUUUUAUUGUUGUCUUGUGUUUCUCAUCUGUCUAGCCACUAGAGGGCAGUGUAAGGCUACAUUUACAUUACAGCAGUUUCUGGUCGGCUGGAAUUUUUUUAAUUUAACCUUAAUUUAACUUGGAAAGUCAGUUAAGAACAAAUUUUUAUUUUCCAAUGACAGCCUACCGGAGAACAGUGGCUGAACUGACUUUUUCAGGGCAGAACAACAGAUUUGUACCUUGUCAGCUCGUGGAUUCGUUCCAGCAACCUUUUGUUUACUGGCCCAACUCUCUAACCACUAAGCUACCUGCCGCCAAAUAUACACUACCGUUCAAAAGUUUGGGGUCACUUAGAAAUGUAUUUGAUUUGAAAGGAAAGCAACAAAAAAGUCAAUUUAAAAUAAUAUAAAAUGUAUCAGAAAUCCAGUGUAGACAUUGUUAAUGUUGUAAAUUACUUUUGUCACUGGAAACAGUUGGUAUUUUAUGGAAUAUCUACAUAGGCGUACAAGAGGCCCAUUAUCAUGACUCUGGGAUGCUGGCCUUCUCGGCAAUGUUCCUCUGUCCAUAGUCUGGGUUCUUUUGCCCGUCUUAAUCUUUUCUUUUUAUUGGCCAGUCUGAGAUAUGGCUUUUUCUUUGCUACUCUGCCUAGAAGGCCAGCAUCCCGGAGUCACCUCUUCACAGUUGACGUUGAGACUGGUGUUUUGUGGGUACGAUUUAAUGAAGCUGCCAGUUGAGGACUUGUAAGGCGUCUGUUUCUCAAACUAGACACUAAUGUACUUGUCCUCUUGCUCAGUUGUGCACCGGGGCCUCCCACUCCUCUUUCUAUUCUGGUUACAGGCAGUUUGCGCUGUUCUGUGAAGGGAGUAGUACACAGCGUUGUACCAGAUUUUUAGUUUCUUGGCAAUUUUUCGCACGCCUGUGUAGAUAUUCCAUAAAAAAUUUGCUGUUUCCAGCUACAAGUCAUUAACCAUGUCUACACUGUAUUUCUGAUCAAUGUAUGUUAUUUUAAUGGACCAAAAACGUGCUUUUCUUUCAAAAACAAGGACAUUUCUAAGUGACCCCAAACUUUUGAAUGGUAGUGAAUAUUAUGGUUAUUUGUUUUUCGCUGCAGUUUGUGAUGCUUUAAAUAAAGAUACGUAUCCCCA